AUGGCCGACCCCCUCUUCCCCACGAGGGGGAUACCCGCGGGUGACCCGGCUUGCUGCCGUGUGCUCUCUUUAGUGUUGGCGCCGUGGCACGGGCUGGUGGGCUCAUGCGGGGCUGGACACUGGAGCUACGUAGACGACCGGUCACUGAAGACGAGCACGUUGGGGGACCUCCAGUCCCAGCUGCAGGUCACCCAGGAGUUCGACGCCGCGGUCGGCUUGACGGAGAACGGCGGCAAGCGGCAAAUGUGGGCGGGGUCUGGCGCCGCCGAGCACCUGGGCAUAAUCGCUCAGCCAGCGGCCGGCCUCCGACCGCACUUGCCCCCGCCGAGGGACGGUUGGGAUCCCGUGGUGGACACGGCCCGGCGCGCUCGGUGCGUCCCAGGCGGAGCCGAGUUGCGGGAGCAGGUCGUGAAGUGGGCGCUGAAUGAGUACAUGUGGGCGGCCCCCUUCGUGGAGCAUCCGCCAGCGGCCCUGGCGAGGGAGUGCAUGAAAGCCAUAUCGGCGCAGAAAUCGACAUGGUGGUGCGCCCGCCGCUUCUGGGCGGACAAGAUCAUGACCCACCCCAGCCUGGCGUUGUCGUGCCGGGCGUUGCAGGCGGCACGCGGCCUCCCGUGGUCGAGCAUGCUCGAGGUGGCUCUGGACACCCAUUGUUGCAAGCUGGGGCUGCGCAUGGCGGACUUGCCCGGCCCCCUCCCGGAGGGCAUCUGGGUGGUUCCAGGGGUUGGCCUGGACCGCCGUGCCCGGGUGGCGGCGGAAGCGCUUCUGCCUUUCCGUGUGGCGGGCCGGGGCCGCGUGGACGCCGACCCGCCGUUGGUCUGGGCAGGGUCGAUUAACGGCGUGUCCUUGGUGCGGGUUUGA
Prorocentrum cordatum is the source of this 858-nucleotide messenger RNA. NCBI's taxonomy places the organism in Eukaryota, Dinophyceae, Prorocentrales, Prorocentraceae. The record is from the annotation of a GenBank genome assembly.